AUGGGUCAAAUAGCACAGCAAUUAGCCUUGAGUUCUCAAGCACAAGGUGCUCUACCUAGUCCAACUGUGACAAAUCCUAGAGAGCGUAAUAAUGUGAGUGUUGUGACAACAAGAAAUGGAAAAUUUGAUGAAGUAGUUGAGGAGAUGGAUGAAGAGGAAGAUCAAUUGAUCGAAGUGGAUCUUGAGAUCAAAGAAAAUGAAGUUGUGAGGGAAGAAGUGGUGGCACCGAAACCAGUAGUGAAAGAAACAGUCAUUGAGCCUAAGCCGGUUGUUAGGCUUCCUUUUCACACCAGAAACAAGAAAAAGGGGAAACAUGAGAAAAACUUUGAAAAGUUCCUAGAGUUGUUCAAGAAGCUAGAGAUUAACAUUCCGCUGUUGGAAGAACUUGAACAAAUGCCUACUUAUGCCAAGUUCAUGGAGGACAUCAUUUCUAAGAGAUCAUUCAAAAAGGCUAUUAUUGAUUUAGGAGCAAGUGUUAGUUUCAUGUCGUUAUCCAUUUACAAGAAGCUUGGUAUAGGGGUUGUGCAAGAUACCAGGAUGACACUCCAAUUCGCCAAUCAUUCGUUCAAGAAACCGUAUGGUAUUGUUGAAGAUGUUCUGGUGAAAAUUGACAAGUUUGUAUUCCCGGUGAAUUUCGAGAUUCUAGAAAUGCCUGAAGAGGAAGAGAUCCCUCUCAUCCUUGGGAGACCUUUUUUAGAGAUGGGAAGAUGCUUGACCAACAUAGAGGAAGGGACUAUGAUGCUGAAGGUUUAUGAUGAGGAAUUAAAGAUUGAUGUUCGAAACACCAUGAAGUACAAAGAUGAUAUUUGUACCAGCCAUAAUAUAGAGGUUCCGGAUCAAGUAUGA
Lathyrus oleraceus (garden pea) is the source of this 846-nucleotide messenger RNA. RefSeq lists its product as uncharacterized. Lineage: Eukaryota; Viridiplantae; Streptophyta; Magnoliopsida; Fabales; Fabaceae. Gene Ontology annotation, biological process: proteolysis. The record is from RefSeq and is a predicted model, not a curated record. Gene Ontology annotation, molecular function: aspartic-type endopeptidase activity. Bases 1 to 846 code for a protein of 281 amino acids. The transcript has 2 exons.